UUUGUGUCUUUUCGUUUCCUGGUAAAUGCUAGGGCGUGGUAAAGCCCAUUCACACGCGUCUUGGUGACAUUGAUCAACAGUAUGAAGUAUGAUGGAGGCGUCUGCUGUGUGGUUCAUCACUCUCCAUUUCUUGUUAAUGGUAACGAUCACAUACAUGUCAGUUAACAUGAGCCGUAAUCCAAAUGUUAAAACAACAAAUCAAAGUUCAACUUUUAAAAGAACAACAGGCAGCAGUAAAGCCGUGGAUGGCUGUACUAAACAAUCCCUUUCUAGUGGAUGUUGUUUACAUACAGCAUUACAAUUGAAGACGGCGUUCUGGCAAAUAGAUUUACAGGGACAAGUCGUCAUGGAAUCCGUCAAAAUAUACUUCAGAGAUGAAGAAUACAUACAGAAAAAGCGAUCCGGUGGCUAUCAAAUCUAUGGAUCAAAUACGACAUUCUGGAGAAGAGGUUUUCUCUGUCAUAUCGACACCACUGCUACCCCUGAUAGAAUGGAUUUGACCCCAAGCAUCAGUUGUAAAGGAACCAUUCGAUACCUAACAAUCUUUAUAGAUCGCUCAAAGACUAAAACCUACACCUGGUACUCUUUUUAUGCUGUGAUGGAGAUUUGUGAGGUCGAAGUUUACGGCUGUCCCUUGGGGAAAUAUGGAGAUGGCAAUUGUCUUUCGAACUGUGAUAGGACUUGCGUCAAGGACCUGUGUGACCCAACGACCGGUCGGUGUAAUUACUGUUCAUAUGGAUCCUAUAAGGACAGUGCUGUGUGUAAACGGUGUCCUGUACAUUGCUUGAACGGUACAUGUGAUGUGGAGACAGGUAUCUGCUUAGCAUGUGAGGAUGGUUUCUAUGGUUCUCUCUGUGGUGCCUGCGCCACUGGAUGUUCUGAUCCUGUUUGUGACAAAAUUGACGGCAAAUGCAGUCAAUGUGAACCUGGAUACCAUGGUACUAAGUGUGAAAUGGAGUGUCCAUCAAAUUGUACGACAUGUCUCCAGACCAGUGGUCAAUGUACAGCAUGCUCAUAUGGACUCUACAGCUCUGUCUGUGACAAAUCGUGUCCUGCGACCUGUAAAGAUAAACGCUGUGAUAUAAACACCGGACAGUGUACAGAUUGUGUAGAAGGUUUCUUCGGUCUACACUGUAAUGUGUCGUGCCCGAGUCACUGUACCAGUGAUGGCUGUGAACAAAAAAGCGGGGAUUGCUUAGCUUGCAAGACGGGAUACUAUGGACUUGACUGUGAGCAAACAUGUGGUCAAUGUCUUGGCUCAUCUUGUGGUAUGACCAAUGGGUCAUGUAGAUGUGUGAAAAGCUGGGAGGGAGACACGUGCAAGACCAGGAGUAAAAGUUACUCAGUUGCCUCCACUCCAGUCGAGCAGACUGGGUUGUACGCCGGGGCUGGAGUGGGUGCAACAGUAGUGAUUGCCCUAGUCACUGUAGUUGUUAUCAUCAUCGUAAGAAGGAAAAAUUCACAACGGAUUCCUAAACGCUCUAGCGAAUCCAGUCCAAAAGGUAUCGACUGUGUAGAAAAGACAUCUGACAAAUCGGCAGGAAAAACAGACGAUGAACAAAAUCAGGAACUGAAAGCUGCUGCAAGAGAGAAUGAACAAGUGUACGUGAACUUGCAAAACAUGGACAACACAUCUGAUGAAGAGGUUGUGUAUAAAAACGUUCAGGUCACACGUGUCCCUGUCAAUCAAUUAAGCACUUCCAUCAACUCCAAGAUGGCAAAUAAUGCGACAGCAUUCAAAGAGGAGUUUCAGACAUUUCCACUGGGAGCCAUGUAUCCUCACGAGGAAGGAGAAAAGGUGUCAAACAAAUCAAAGAACCGGUUCAAGACCACAUUUCCAUAUGACCACUCUAGAGUUAUAUUAAACACAAUGGGUGAUGAUGAUGAUUCCAGCUACAUCAACGCAAACUACAUUGAUAGUGUUGACACCAGUAAAGUGUAUAUAGCAAGUCAAGGACCAAAGACCAGCACUGUAGGUGACUUCUGGAGGAUGUUAUGGCAGGUUAACUCCGGGAAGAUUGUUAUGCUGACUAAUCUCGUAGAAGGGGCAAAGGUAAAAUGUCAUCAGUACUGGCCAGAUGAAGGGACUCCACUUUCUACAGACACGUUUGACCUAACACUGGACAGAGAGAGGACGUAUGCGUGUUAUGUCAUCCGUGAUAUCUCUAUUGUCCAUAAGCAGACAAAGGAGGAGCGCCAGGUCCACCACUUCCACUUUACCACUUGGCCGGAUCACGGAACUCCGGAUACGCUUGAACUCGUCCUCUUCCAUCGCCGUGUAACUUUAUAUCAAACACAGUUAUCCGGACAAAUGGUCGUACACUGCAGUGCUGGCAUCGGGAGAACUGGAACCUUCAUUGCAUUAGACGCACUUCUCACAUAUGGCAAGACGACCGGAGUGAUCGACAUUCCUAGUUACAUAGGAACCAUGCGGAAGAAUAGAAUGAACAUGAUCCAAACUUAUGAACAGUACAUUGCAUUGCACGAGCUUCUUAUCGAAGGGUUUAACUUGCCAGAAUCGUACAUUUCCCGGUCUAUCUUCAACAGUGAGCUGGCAACGCUAUGUUUGGACGGUAGACCAGCUAACUUUACCAAACUUUUCAAGGAAUUUGAGAGACUGCAAUCCUUUAAUCCAAACUACACAUCUAGCUGUUACUCGUCUGCACUAUUGAAGGAAAACGAAAACAAGAAUAGGGAUACCGAUAUUCUUGCCGUGGACAAGUUUAGAGCAUAUCUUCAAUCACAGCCAUCCAACAGGACAAAUUACAUCAACGCCGUUAUAAUACCGUCCCACACGUCCAGGUUUGGAUACCUGAUGACACAGUUUCCUCUAGAGAAUACGGUGGAUGACUUCUGGACGAUGGUGUUCGAUUACAACUGUGACAAUAUCGUCGUCAUUGGCACACCACAAGAGAGUUGCUGGCUUCCUGUUGCCAGGGAAACGUCAACAGCUACAUAUUUAUUUAAAAAGCUGAAUGAACGUUCCACGGACUACGACGUUGAAAUUGCGGAUUAUCAAGUAACAAACGAGCGGUCUAAACGUGAGAGAACAGUCCAGAUUUUUAACAUGAAACAGUGGUCAUCAGAAUCCUUACUUUCUCCCUCCGACUCGUCUCUUCUCCAACUACUAGAACAGCUGGACAGUCGGCGUCGGUCAGACAACACCACACCUGUGGUCGUCAUGUGUCGGAACGGUUGCACACAAAGUGGUUUGUUCUGUUGUAUAUCUAACUUACGUGAUCAAAUCAAGAUGGACGAUGGGGUGGACAUUUUCCAGACGGCACGGCAGUUAAAAACACGACAACCAGAAGCACUGAGAGAUGUGAAACAAUACCAGUACUGCUACGCUGUUAUUGGGAAAUACCUGGAUUCAACAGAUGUGUAUAUGAACUGAACAUGGAUACAAGUAUACAAUUUUGUGAGACACUACUUGUUUCUAUAAAUACGAAAUCAAUUAAACACAGCCAAUGCUCAGUACGGUGGCCAAGUGGUUAAGGCGUCUGACAUUCUGCAACGCGGGUUCGAGGCCUACGUGUGGCAGUCGCCAGGUACUAGCCAUGUAGGUCGGUGGCUUUUCUCCGGAAACUCCGGCUUUCCUCACCACUAAAACCUGGCACGUCCUUAAAACACACAAACAAACCAAACCAAAAUGCUCAGUGCGAAAUGAAAGCUAUUGUAGUACCUAUAUUUAAUUUUCUACUUUUAUUUUCUAUUGCCAUAGGACGAUGCCAUUGUUCAAACAGUGUUUUGAUUUUUCUUCCAGAACACAUUUUUGAUCGAUCAACAAAUUCUACAUACCAAAGGUUGAAUAUGAGUUGUUAUACCUCUGAAACAAAGUCAAGGGUGGUGUAUACUUGUAUCAACUUGUUCUACGAAAUUUCAUAUUCAAUCUGAACAUCACGUAUUCGCACACCUGGAAAUCAUAUUUCAGUUUCAAUUUUUUUCCGGGAGUUAUUUCCCUUUAUGUGAUCAAUAACUUUAGGUGAUCAAUAACUUUAGCAAUAUUCUUUACGUCAUAUCAGUUGUACAUUAGGGAUUAGCUUUAUUAUGUAAAUCAUUCAAAGUUCGGGAUUCAAAUGUGAUCUAUAGUGACUCUCUUUUGCUGAGAAUAUGACUUGACCUAUGCUAGGCCGACCUUGUUGAUACAUUAUGGGAAUGAUACAACUAUGAUAUUCUACAUGUACAAGUACAAAUGCGAUAAAUUUUAUAAUAACAUGGCUGACUUUUGAAUGAUUGGGAUCAAAAUGACCACUCUGAAACAUUUAAGAACUCAAUUGGUGAGAGGGAUAUUCGUACAUGUAUGCCUGUGAUGUACAGUUUUAGUGGGGGGGGAGGGGUCGGUAUGUUUGUGAAGAUGUGAUGAGUGAGUGAACUUAAUAAGGUAUCAACUUUCACUUUAGAAUUUGUCCUUUUGUAUAUGGACACUGACAUAUCUUUUUAAUUCUUCCUCAUAUUAACGGAAUCACAAGCGUAGAAAAGAGGAAAAUAUAAGAGGAAAAUGAACCGUUCCCGGAGCUAUUUGUUUGUAUAAAUAACCACGUAUACUGAGGGUGCAAUAAAGAAAAAAGAAAAAAAA
Molecule: messenger RNA, 4576 nt
Organism: Mizuhopecten yessoensis (Yesso scallop)
Lineage: Eukaryota; Metazoa; Mollusca; Bivalvia; Pectinida; Pectinidae
Product: receptor-type tyrosine-protein phosphatase alpha-like
Exons: 28
Coding region: 89-3394 (1101 amino acids)
Biological process (GO): protein dephosphorylation
Molecular function (GO): protein tyrosine phosphatase activity
Source: RefSeq, a predicted model, not a curated record